Messenger RNA from Camarhynchus parvulus, 4945 nucleotides. RefSeq names its product rabenosyn, RAB effector (gene RBSN). NCBI's taxonomy places the organism in Eukaryota, Metazoa, Chordata, Aves, Passeriformes, Thraupidae. The coding region runs from base 388 to 2577 and encodes 729 amino acids. Gene Ontology annotation, molecular function: metal ion binding. The record is from RefSeq and is a predicted model, not a curated record. The transcript has 10 exons.
CGGGCUUUUCCCGGGCCGUCCCUGGGCUGUCGCUGGGCCACGGACCCUCAGGCGAGCGGAGCAGCCCUCAGUGGCCUCUCCCCCGGCGGGCGGUGCGCCUCAAGCCCCGCCCAUCUUUCUGCGUGGCCUCUCUCCUGCCCUGGGCGGGGCCUGCGCGGGGCCUGCGCGGGGCCGCGGAAGGGACCGGGAGGGACCGGGAGGGACCGGAAGGGACCGGAAGGGACCGGGAGGGGAAGCCCUGGAGGGGCUCGCGCCUAGCCCGGGCCCUUCCGUCCCCGUCUUGCGCCGCCGGUCGCACGGCCCUGGCGUGGUUCGUUUCAGGCAGUGCCUGAUGACGAUGCGGCCCCCGCAUCCCGGCAGCCGCUGAGGGCAGCUCGCGCGGCCGCGAUGGCGUCGGGCUGCCCGGCGGCCUUCGGGGACCCGACCGAAGUGCGCGAGGGCUUCCUGUGCCCACUGUGCCUGAAGGAUCUCCAGGCGUUCCGGCAGCUCCAGGCGCACUACGAGGAGCAGCACUCGGGCGAAGACCGGGACGUCAGGGCGCAGCUCCGAAAUUUAGUCCAGAAGGCCAAAAGAGCAAAGAAGAAAUUGCUGAAACAAGAAGAUGAUGACAGAACUGAUUCUGGAUCUCAGGAACGAUAUGAGUCAUUCAGCUAUGGUGGAGUAGAUCCAUACAUGUGGGAGCCCCAGGAAGUAGGUGCUAUGAGAAGCCAUCUUUCUGAAUUCAAGAAACACCGAGCAGCCAGGAUUGAUCACUAUGUAGUUGAAGUCAAUAAGUUAAUAAUCAGGUUAGAAAAGCUUACAUCAUUUGACAGAGCAAACACUGAGUCAGCUAAAAUAAGAGCUAUAGAGAAGUCUGUUGUGCCUUGGGUCAGUGAUCAGGAUGUUCCAUUUUGCCCAGACUGUGGCAGUAAGUUCAGUAUCCGAAACCGACGUCACCACUGCCGCCUUUGUGGGUCUAUUAUGUGCAAGAAGUGCAUGGAAUUUGUCAGUCUUCCUUUGGCAAGCAAACUCACUAGUGCCAGCAGAGAGGCCUUGGGUUCUCAUACAAGCCCAAACUCCUCACCCAGCAGUGUCCACGGCUCCCGCCGUGGCAGCAUUAGCAGCAUAAGCAGCGUGAGCUCUGUUCUGGAUGAGAAGGAUGAUGAACGAAUACGUUGUUGUCAGCACUGCAAAGACACCCUGUUGAAAAGAGAGCAACAGAUUGAUGAGAAAGAAUACACACCAGAGAUUGUGAAACUCUAUGAGAAACUCCGACUCUGCAUGGAGAAGGUGGACCAGCAGGCACCAGAAUACAUAAGGAUGGCAGAAUCACUAAAUAAGAAGAUUUUGAGUCUAGGCUUGCACGAAGAUCCUCAACCUCAUCCUAAAAUCCUACAACUUCAGCGAAUGAUAAGAUAUUCAGCUACACUUUUUGUUCAGGAAAAACUCCUUGGCCUAAUGUCCCUGCCAACUAAGGAUCAGUAUGAAGAACUGAAGAAGAGAAGACUGAAUAUGGUUGCUCUUGAAGCACAGGGAAAACAAGAGGAAAAGCAGAAGGAAUUUAUCUCCAUAUCUGCAUCUGCAGUUAACGGUGAUGAAACUCACAUCAAAAAAGGAACAGUCAAAAAAUCUGAAGGCUGGUUACCCACAUCUAGCAUUUCGAGAGAGAGCGAGAGAGCAGACCCACUUCUUCAGCAGAUUGACAAUAUCACAUCCUUUAUUAAGCAAGCAAAGGCAGCUAAUAGGAUAGAUGAGGUCCAUACGUUGCAAGAGAACCUGAUGCAGCUUCAGGAUGAAUAUGAUCAACAGCAAACUCUGAAAGCUAUUGAGCUUUCUAAAAAACAGGCAGAAGAGGAGGAGAUACAGAGGGAGGAACUUCAGGUCCUUCGUGAAAAAGAGUGGGAAAGAGAGCACCAUAAAUUCAUGUCUCAGCAUUCAAGGACACGCUCCUUAGACUUCAGAGAAGUCAAACAGCAUUUGGAUGUUACUUGGAUCAAAGGGGACACGAGUUUUGAAACUCCUGUUGAGCAGCUGCCAGCAAAAGAGCACUCGACUUCCACACUCAAACCCCAGAAUGUCCCACAGUGUGACAAAGACCGUGAUCAGCCAGCCUGUCUAAACCCCUUUGAGGAUGAAGCGGAUACCCCUCAAGUAGAAGAAGAUCCUGCUAAUCCAUUUGCCAAAGACACCUCUCCAGUGGUUUCUUUCUCUAACACAGCUCAGCAAAGUGAUAAAAAAGAAUAUAAUCCAUUUGAAAGUGAGGAGGAGGAUGAACAAAGUAAUGGAGCACCUGGCAGUACUUCAAACCCCUUUGAAGAGGAUGAAAAUCCAUUUGAAAAGCCUGGGGGCAGUUGGAAUUCAGGGAAUCCAUUUGAAGAGGGAUCCUCUAUCAAUCCCUUUGAAGUGGAGGAUGGCAGUGAGAUCUCUGGAGAGGAGGCUAUAGAAGAAGAGCUGCUUCUCCAACAGAUAGAUAAUAUUAAAGCUUAUAUAUUUGAUGCCAAACAUAGUGGACGACUGGAUGAGGUGGAGGUACUGACAGAGAACUUAAAGGAACUGAAACACACCUUAGCAAAGCAGAAGGAGAAAUCUAACUGCUGAAGCAGCAAUAGGGUUGUGUAAUAAUUCAGUCUGUUGUUAAAUAUGGGAAAGUAAAGCAGAUACUUCCAGACAGGAGUACAGGUCACAAGAGGGAAUUGGGAGAAUCCUGACUUUAAAGCACUUUCAUUUAGACAUAGCCACUACUAUGCAGUCUUGAAGAAAGAAUUACUGAGGAAUGCUGCUGGUCUCAAAAGCUUAGAGUAAGAAAUUUUAAAAUAACUUUUUACAGCACUUUUUAAUGCUAACUGGUCUUACUGAAUGCUUAUUUUGGUCCAGGGGUUAAGUGGUAAUAGGGAACUAUGAUAUGGAAGUGGUUGGAAUAUUGGUUUGCCCUCUUUUCUGCUUUCUGCUGUAGUGUUGGCCUUUCACGUGUGGCUUUGACUAAAAAGAGAUGAAAACUUUUCUAAAACUUCAUCUUCUCCUGACCCAGGAUAGUUGAACUGCUAAUAAUGUUCUUGCAAUGUGCUGUUAUAGAGCUACUGUGAUGCUCUGAGUGCUGAAUGUACAGACUCACAGAUCAAGUUUAUGCAGUGCUAAUAAAUACAUAAAAGGGAUCUUAAGACUGAGAAAAACUAUCUAACUGAUCUUAGUAUGAGUAACUUUUUAGUAUCUGUAUAAAGAUUCCCAAGUAAAAUUUGGAUGCUUCUUUUCAUCACUUCUGGUUUCCCAUUUGCUCUGAGCAAAAACGAUGGUGUUGUAGCAUCAUGCUGGCUCAGACCUGCUCAUGAGGGAGCAAGCAUUUGCUUAUUUCCAGGGAAAGGAGCAUCAGGCCAGCAACACUUCUAUCUGUAAUAUAAAGGCUGAACCUCCAAUUGCUCAUUACAUUAUGGAAUCUACACAUUCCUUUAAAUCCUCUGGGUGACAGAAUGAUCAUGUUUGUUAUAUUUGUGAGAGUGGAAUAUUUUGUAGCACCCAAGCAACAAAUUUCUUUAUAAUGGAAAGCUGAGAUGCCACUGAAUUUUGUGAAAGCUGGGAGACAUAGUCUGGCUGCAAUAGUGCCAAAUGGCAAUUCUCUCUCAUGUUAGAUUCCCCUGUUUUUAUGAGAAUCAGGCAUACCUAUUUUAAAUAAGGAACUUCAGAUUGAAGACCUAUUGUGAUCCUGUGACCUGAGGGAUGAUCUGGUGACAGCCAGUACCUGUGAUGCAGUAAGGCCUACAGCUGGGCAAAGGCAGGGUUUUUGAGAAAGAUGGAAUCUAACUGCUUUGAUUUUUAUCUUUGAGAGGCACAGACCCAUCAGCAGGAAUCACUGUUUGCAGGAGUGGUGGUGGUGAGUUAAUCUCAAAGGGUUUAUUUAGAACCGAAAUAGAGGAAAAUCAGGCAGAUCACACUGUAUAGCACUAACAGUAGUGGGCUUACUCAGAAGCGUGACGUUCUGUGGAAUGGGGCAUAUCUUUUAAUUAUGUCUCUGAUACUGGCAUAGCUGUAACCCCAACACUGCUUAAGAUUUUAGAGACAAGUAACUCUGUUACCUAAAGAGCAGGAACUCUGGUUCCUAGCUGUGAGUAAAUGGAGGUAGGGACUUGUGGAACUGUUGUUUAAAAAGACCAAACCACCUAUAUCCUCACUUAAUACAACUAGCAAGGGGUUGAAGUAACUCAGACCAGCCAGUCAAGGAUACCUGAUGGUCUGUCUGGUGUAGCCUAAUUUUGAGUUUGAAAGGUGUGUAGCAGAGGUUCACUUAAGACCAUGAAGUUCUUAUACUGAUGUUUUAUUAGAGCUGAUUUAGUCCCCAAGUUUUAUUUUGCACCAAGUAGAAGAACACAGGAUUCUUAAAGCUCUUGACAGAACAUAGGUGCUUAGCACCAGAUUCUUGAAGGCAGCUAAAAUUGCUGAUAGCUAAACCAAAUCCCUGGAAUUAUCUAAUAGAUAGUAUAAGGCACUUAUUUAGGACGGACUUGGUUGCUAGUCAGGAGGAUUGCAUCCUGCACUAUAACUUAAUGCUUUUUUAGGUAUCAACAUGAAAAACUGUUUCAGUGGCUUCAGCUUUCUCAGUAAAAAGUGGUUUUAUCCUGGUUGCAACUAUCCUGCCUUGUUUAUAUUUUCUGGCUAAUACACUAAUAACUGAAGUAUUCUUAUUGUAUAUGUAAUACAUUAUUUUUAAAAGCAGGUAACAGACUAGGAUACCUCAUGCUUUUUGUCAGUGUUAACUGUGAUAGACUAGACACCUAAUAAGAAAAUCGUCUCUAAUGUGAAGACCUUUGCUCGUACAGGGACUGCUGUGAGGCUUGCAAGGCACAAGGGAAUGAAGAUGUCUUAAGCAUAAAGCUCAAUAACUAGUUAGCAUCGACUUUUGUUACAACUGCAUGCACUACUCCGUAUGAAAACUUUGUAAAAAGAGAUUAAAUAAAACAACAUGUUUAUUUUGUGU